This is a messenger RNA of Parasteatoda tepidariorum (common house spider), 2082 nucleotides long. It is a transcript of the gene Tom70, whose product is annotated as translocase of outer membrane 70. Gene Ontology annotation, cellular component: mitochondrial outer membrane. Gene Ontology annotation, biological process: protein import into mitochondrial matrix; protein insertion into mitochondrial inner membrane. Lineage: Eukaryota; Metazoa; Arthropoda; Arachnida; Araneae; Theridiidae. The record is from RefSeq and is a predicted model, not a curated record. Gene Ontology annotation, molecular function: transmembrane protein transporter activity; protein binding.
AGAAAAAGUUUUAUCUUUAAUUUUAGUUGGCAUCAGCGGCAAGUGAUAUCAAUUUAGUCAACAAUAUGGCAGCCGCCAAUAAAAGUAAUGUGCCUCAGCUCUCUAAAUGGCAAUUAGCUUUACUUAUUGGAGUAGGAACACCAGUCGCAUUUGGGAUUGCGUACUGGUAUCUUAAGAAACGAAAAAAUCAAGAAGGUUCUGAUUUGUCUUGUGAAGAUAUUUAUGAACAAAACAAUGAUACCAACACUAGAAAACCAAACCUCUUUAACAAGUCGAAUUCUGUUAAAAAGGACAAUCCUAAGGUUCCUGAGACUCCUUAUGAGAAAGCAAAAGCUUUUAAAGAUAAGGGUAACAAAUUAUUUAAAGAAGGACAGUUUGAUAAAGCAAUUGAAUGCUACACCUCAGCAAUUGAAAUGUGUCCACCUGACCAUUCUGAUGAUUUAGCUACAUUUUAUCAAAAUAGAGCAGCUGCAUAUGAGAAUUUAAAAAACUUUGAAGCAGUUAUAAAUGAUACUACAAAAGCCUUAGAGCAUAAUAAAACAUACUUAAAGGCUUUAUAUAGGAGAGCUAAAGCAUACGAAACUACUGCCCAACUCCACAAAUGUUUAGAGGAUGUAACUGCUCUGUGCAUGUUUGAUGCAUUUAGAACUGAAGCAUAUUUAAAGCUUACUGAUAAAGUUCUAAAGGAUUUGAGUAAAAUUGAAGCAAAAGAAACUUUCAGUAAAAGAAUUCCACGCCUGCCAUCCAAGCAUUUUAUACGUCAUUACUUUAUUUCAUUUAGUGAAGAUCCUAUUAUGAAAUCUGUAGAGGAAUAUAAAAAGCAGAUGAAGGAAAGAAAUCCAUCUGAAUUGAGUGGUUUUAGACUAGUCAUUCAUCAUUUUGCUGAAGAAAAAUUUGAAGAAAUUAUGCCAUGCUGUGAUGUUGAAAUUGAGAGGAAAGGUCCAGAUAUGGCUGAAGCAUUAUUAGUUAGGGGUACUUUCAAACUUCUUCAAGGUCAAAUCAGUGAUUCUUUAAGUGAUUUAAACCAACUACUUGCUUUAGAAAGUGUUGAUGUAAAGGUGAGAGUAAACUGCCUUAUUAAAGUAGGCUCUUUAAAAGUUCAACAAGAACAAAUGGAGGAAGCCUUAGAAGAUUUUAACAAAGCUAUCCAAUUAGAUCCAAAUAAUGCUGAUAUUUACUUACAUAGAGGACAAGUAUAUGUGCUUAUGGAACGAAUUCAGGAGUGUUUGAAAGACAUGGAAAAGAGUUGUUCUCUGAACCCUAAUUUCCCAUCUGCAAGAGCACAAAAAUGUUAUAUACAGUACCGUUGCGGAAUUCAAUUCAAUGAUGAAAAUCAAAAAGCAUCUGCUUUCAAAGGUUUUGAUGAAAUUGAGAAAAAUUUUCCUCUCUGUUCUGAAAGCUACUUCCUCUAUGCUCAGGUUUUGAUUGAAUGUGGUGAAUAUGAAAAAGCAGAGAAAUAUUUUAAAAAAGCUGGAGAACUGGAUCCUAAUGACCCUAAUGUGUUUGUGCACCAAGGUAUUCUAGCCCUUCAGUGGAAAGAAGAUGUUGAUAAAGCUCUUGUUCUUUUCAACAAAGCUAUUGAAAUGGAUGAUAAAUGUCAAUUUGGCUAUGAAACAUUAGGAUCUGUUGAAGUCCAAAGGGGAAAUAUAAAGAAAGGUUUAGAACUCUUUGAGAAGGCUGUUGAAGUUGCACAUACUGAAACUGAACUUGCUCAUUUGUAUUCACUAUUGUUGGCAGCAAAAGCUCAGGCUAAAACAGCUGAGAGUUUUGGAUUUAAUGCAGGCUAAAUUACAUCAUACAUUAAAGUAAUGAACAAAUUUAUAGGUGUACAAAAUAAUACUAGUUUAUUUUUCAAUCAAAUACGAAUUUUUCUUUAUAUUGUACAUCAAGAUUUUAGCCAACUUUGCACUGGAAAAGAAAGCAGUUGUAAUAUAGUGCUGUUACAUUUUGAUUUAAUAUUUUGUGAUUAGUUCCUGUCCUAAAUUCAAAGCAAUAAUUUAGUUGAAUUAUUGUUAAAAAUGGUGUCAAACUAUGAAUUGUGUUGUAAAAUGAAAGGAAAUUAAAUGUUCGCUUUACUGUUUA